This is a messenger RNA of Echinococcus granulosus, 1740 nucleotides long. RefSeq names its product Pro-neuregulin-2, membrane-bound isoform. The coding region runs from base 1 to 1740 and encodes 579 amino acids. The record is from RefSeq and is a predicted model, not a curated record. Lineage: Eukaryota; Metazoa; Platyhelminthes; Cestoda; Cyclophyllidea; Taeniidae. The transcript is spliced from 11 exons.
AUGAUAGCAAUAUUUGUAUUAGUCGUACUUUUCACUCCUUUUCGAUGCCUUUUGGAUGCCAUUGAGGCUCCCAAAUGUGCACCAUCUCCAAAAGCAAGUGAGAUUCGUCAGUAUCUAUCUACUUCCUCCAUCGUUCUACAUGCUCGGCUUCAGGAGAUGAUCCCACUAAAGGAUGAUCAAGAAUUUGACGUAGUAAUUCUAGUAACUCAAGUCCUGGCAAAGCCUGCAGGUGUUAAUAUACCUCCGAGGGUGGCGCUUCGACGUUUCUUCAUACCCUCAAACAAAUCCUCUUCUUCCCCCUCAUCCGGCUCAACUUUUGAUUCAUUCCAUCAAAGGUUCGGCUGUUUGGAGGCCUUCAAACCAAAUGCAAAGUACACCUUCUUGUUAGCGGAUACGGGAGAAAUCGUGGUUCAGCGAAGAAUUGUAUUGCCUGUCUUCGCUCUUUCUGGACCGUCGCUGACCUUCAGCGAAGAGGUGACGGCCGAAAUCCUACAAUAUCUAUGUAGAACAUGCUACUCCCCACAAGUGAAUACGUUUGAGCCGCAAAUUCUUCCUUUUGGCGAGGAUUUCAAUGCCACCUGUGUGGCGAAUGGAGAUCCGUUGCCACACGUAAUGUGGUACAAAGACAGUUAUCCCGUUGACAUAGCGGCGAAUGGUCGUAAUGUCAGGGUGGAAAUUGUUCAAACUAGCAGUCACGUCAGAGAAGCAAUCCUGGAAAUAGACAAUCUCGUUCUGUUGGACAACGGCGAUUACGUAUGCAAAGCGAGUAACCCUCUCGGUUCCACACAAUCGCUUCUACAAUUGCGAGUAUCAACCGCUGGAGUCUCGUUAACCGACCAGGAGAUUGCCAUGGAAUCCAGAGAUUUGGUGCCUUGUCCAGCCGACGAAAACCACUGUUUCAACGAUGGCGAGUGCUUUGCUAAGAAGUCGAAUCCACUGGAGCGCAGAUGCAAAUGCAAAGACGGUUUCAUGGGGGAUCAGUGCCAAUUUCGUACCAGUGGAAUCGUUUUUUCAACAAUGUCCGUGGGAAAUGCGAACACCAUUUGGUUGCAAACGCUUCUCCAAUUCGCCUUCUUUGGCCUCUUCGGUCUGAUCGUGGUUGGAAUUAUCCUCGCCUUUCGACGCAAAGAUCUGCGUGCCAAGAAUAUGACCUCCUUUCGAUGGUUUCUCCACCUCCUGGCUGUUUCUCAAGAAGAAAUUUAUCCAGCUGUAUCGGCUUUGAGUAUGUGCACCUCUGCCAUAGUAGUUUUUCGGCUGUCACCAAGUAGAAAAUUGCGUUUUCAGUACACACAGACAAAGCGAGCGCAGCCUUACGGGAAUGAAGUGACACCUGCUCUGGAGGCAGGCAGUGGGCAGCAAGUGAAUCGCCAGGGUUUACCGAGGUUGUCUUUGCGAAAACGCAAAAUAAUGCUCGGGAAUGAAGUUCUCCUUAAAUCACAGUAUAUCCAAGUGAACACCAUUGAACCGCCCCCUCCACCAAUCAACUCCCCCAAUCCGUCAAAUCUACAGAUGCCCCGUCAGAAGGUCAAUUUUUUCGCCCCUGUGAUGCCACAAAUACCAAAUUAUACACGUCUUGACACCGGUGAAUUAAACUUCAACGCCUGCGGCGACUCAAAAGCAGUAUUCAAGACUGCUGGAUCGGAUUUGCCAACCACUGCUGCUGAUUUAGCACCUCGAGUUGGUCGAAAGAUCUACACUAAGCUAGAGGCAUGGACUCAAAGUUAUGGUGCAGAAGAAUGA